AUGGAGACACUACACAAGCUCGCCGGUGUGCAAGACGCUUCUGACUUGCAGUCCUCCUGGAACGAACGCCCAUCGCAACCUCAAGUAGUCCCCCCGCCAGUCCCAGCCAAAGACGAUCACUACGGCGAGUCAUCGCAGCGAGAUACCUUCCAACGAGCCUCCCGCGCCUCGCUCCCCCUCAAUCGUCGCGCCUCACACAAAUCCUUCAAUAGCUCUCGAUCACGAGGCGCAAAGAGCAGACCCCACAGUCCCGUCGGCGCACCAGAAGACUAUCCCGCUCCGCCAUCAGCCACGCAGAAAGAGUUCGGCGGAGGCGUCGGUACAUCGUCGUCAUCAGCGCAAGAUGAGCCAGACCAUCAGACGGCGAUCCCUGCCUCGCGACCUUCACACGAUAGCAUAGCGACUGCGACUACAGGUACCGAGGACUUUGCCUGGGGUCCCUGGCACCCUUGCUUCCCACAUCCGAAUCCACAUUGCAGUCCCAAUAGCCCUGAGUACCUCAACACACGAGUGAUAAGAGUCAAGCGCGACUGGCUGCAAUCAGGAGAUCUGUACCCACAAUACGCGAACCUCUACCCCGAGAUCCUGGACCCACUAGUCAGCGACAGCGACUUCCGGUACCUCGUCUCGAACCUGAACAGCAGACUCAAAGCCGCUUUCGAUCCCUUCGCGAGCAGAAGCUGGGUGGAUACUGUGAUGGGCGUGUUGACAGGAUGGGUCUGGGACGAUCUGGGCUUGACGGGGGCGAAGAGGGCGGAGAAGGGGAUUGAGGGGUUUUUGGAGGAGUGGAAUCGGGGUUGUGAGAGGGAGGGGAAGGAGGUGAGGGUUAUUGGGUUGAGGAGGACGGGUUUCAUGGGUUUGGACUUCGUGAUUCCGGAUCCGGGGAUUGAUGGGGUGGAUGAGGAGGAUGACGUUUUGGAGGAUGAGAUUAUGGGAUGA
Recurvomyces mirabilis is the source of this 939-nucleotide messenger RNA. RefSeq lists its product as uncharacterized. The record is from RefSeq and is a predicted model, not a curated record. Gene Ontology annotation, biological process: peptidyl-L-cysteine S-palmitoylation; protein targeting to membrane. The coding region runs from base 1 to 939 and encodes 312 amino acids. Gene Ontology annotation, cellular component: endoplasmic reticulum palmitoyltransferase complex. The transcript has a single exon. NCBI's taxonomy places the organism in Eukaryota, Fungi, Ascomycota, Dothideomycetes, Mycosphaerellales, Teratosphaeriaceae.